This is a messenger RNA of Amblyraja radiata (thorny skate), 2173 nucleotides long. RefSeq names its product GTP binding protein overexpressed in skeletal muscle (gene gem). Lineage: Eukaryota; Metazoa; Chordata; Chondrichthyes; Rajiformes; Rajidae. Gene Ontology annotation, cellular component: plasma membrane. The record is from RefSeq and is a predicted model, not a curated record. Bases 720 to 1607 code for a protein of 295 amino acids. Gene Ontology annotation, molecular function: GTP binding; GTPase activity; calcium channel regulator activity. The transcript is spliced from 5 exons. Gene Ontology annotation, biological process: negative regulation of high voltage-gated calcium channel activity.
UGUUGUUUGGAAAGUUUUGAAAUGGAGAUAAAGCGUUCUGGGUAGGUGCAGUAAAGGAAUGUGUAUGUACAGGAGAGGGGACGAUGCUGUAUCGGGGGAGACCCGGACUGGAUUCAAUGAAGAAUCGCAACAUUAGCUUCCCCGCUUGGAAAUUGAGUUUCAAUCUGUUUGUGACCGCAUUCUUCGGAUUUAAGAACGAAAAAAAAAAUCAAGACUUAAAAGUUUCCGUGAACUGAAAUGAGUGAACAUGACUGACGCCGUUAUUUGCUUCGUUCAGUAAUAGAAACACAAGGGGUUUUUUCUCUCUCUACCAAAGAUAAGACACAACAACGCUGGAGUAACUCAGCGGGACAGACAGACAGACAGCGUCUCCGGCGAGAGGGAACGGGUGACUUCUUUGUGUUGGGAGUGGGACCAUGAAGGGAGGAGACAGGGAGGGAGAUUUGUGGUCUGAGUUUUACUUCCAUGGAGUGUCGGGGGAGCUUGGAGUUUAGUGACAUCACGGAAAAGCCCUGUUCUGAUCAGAUCUGCUUAAUAUAAACCAGAAGAGAGAAGCAGAGAGAAUUAGAGCGAAUCGACGGCACAAUCACAGAGGAUUAGAUUUUAAAUCAACAACCCUAAACGUUGCAACUAGAAACAAACCAGAACGCCGGAGCUCACAGCAGGAGUAGGCGGAGGGGUGUCUGCGUGCGUGUGUGUGCGAGCCUGGAUUGGGAAGCAUGACUCUGAACGACUCUAGACGGCGCAGUAGCCCGUCGUUGCGGCCGGGGGCUGCCCAGCAGCGGUGGAGUGUCCCCGCGGACGGUCGGCAGCUGUGGAGCAGGGGCAGCGUGCUGCACAUGGUGCGCUCCAAGUCGUGCAUGGAUCCCCAGCAGCCCUACAGGGGGAGCUGGUCCUCCGAGUCCUCCGACUCUGCCACUUCCACUGACUCCAACAGCAGCCUCUACCGAGUGGUGGUGAUCGGCGAAGAGGGAGUCGGAAAGUCCACCCUGACCAGUAUAUUCGCUGGACUGCAGAAUAACCUGGACAAUUGGGACAUGUCAGGGGAAGACACCUAUGAACGAAUGAUUACAGUCGAUGGUGAGGGGACAACUCUUAUGGUAAUGGAUACAUGGGAAAACAAGGAUGAACAUAACUGGGUACGGGAUCACUGUCUGCAGAUAGGCGACGCCUAUCUUAUUGUCUACUCCAUCACGGACAGAGCAAGCUUUGAGAAAGCUUCCGAGCUUCGCAUUCAGCUCCGGAGAAUACGACAGGCCGAAGAUAUUCCGAUUAUAUUAGUCGGGAAUAAGUGUGACCUCGUGCGUUGUCGGGAGGUCUCCGUGGCAGAGGGGAGAUCUUGCGCUGUGGUCUUUGACUGCAAAUUCAUCGAGACCUCCGCCGCCGUGCAGCAUAACGUCCAGGAGCUGUUUGAAGGAAUCGUGCGACAAGUCCGGCUCAGGAGAGACACCAAAGAAGUGAUCGAGCAGAGAAUGGCCCAGUACAAAAGGAGAGAGAGCAUCCCCAGGAAAGCACGGCGAUUCCUGGACAGACUGGUCGCGAAAAACAACAAAAAGAUGGCUUAUAAAGUGCGGUCAAAAUCUUGCCAUGACCUUUCCGUGCUAUAAAAUGUAUCAGUUGCCGCAGAUGAAGCGGCGGCUGUUCCAUUGCCAAGCUAUUAUCGUGACGGUUUGGGUUUAUCAAUCUACAUUAGAUUGCGUACUUGGACUCAAUUGGACUUUCAGAUGUGUCUACUUUGACAGCACGACUACUGUGCUGGUGAAUUUCCCCCCCAUUGUCCGUCUAAGAAAGGUUUUCAAUAUGAUUUUAUGAUAUAGAGGCCCACAGUGUGUCAACCCAACUUUCCCACGCCGACCAACAUGCCCCAUCUACACUAGUCACACCUGCCUGUGUUUGGCUCAUAUCCCUCUAAACCUACCCUAUCCAUGUACCUGCCUAAUUGUUUCUGAAACAUUUUGAUGGUACCAGCCUCAAUUUCACUUGUGCAGCUUACAACCCAGUGGUAUGAAUCUAGAUUAAUUUCUCUAACUGUAAGUAACCCCUAUCUCUCUUCUAUCUCUGUUCGUCCGUCCCCCACCCAAGUCGCACCAGCUUCUUGUUCUCACCUAGCAAACAGCUAAGAAAGCUAAUGGCAUGUUGGCCUUCAAAACAAGAGGAUUUGAGUACAGGAGUA